AUGACUAGGCACGGGGGUGCCAAAGGCAAAGGGGAUGCUGAAGGCUACACAAAGUGUGCAUGUUGCAAGGCGUUGUUCCUAGGCAUGGAGGUGCCGAAGGUGACACAAAGUGUGGCUAGGCACGGGGGUGCCAAAAGCACAAAGCUUGCAUGUCGCAAGACAAUGUGCUUAGACACGGGGGUGCCGAAGGAAAAAGGGUUGCCGAAUGAGAAGUUGAUCAAAUGGGUGCCAAAGGGCACUGAAGAAAGGAAGAUCAACAAAGGCUUCUUGUGUUGA
Messenger RNA from Prunus armeniaca (apricot), 276 nucleotides. The record is from the annotation of a GenBank genome assembly. Lineage: Eukaryota; Viridiplantae; Streptophyta; Magnoliopsida; Rosales; Rosaceae.